AUGAGGGCCAAUCUCCUCCUCGUCGCUGCUGUCGUCUGCACCGUUGCCACCACACCCACCACGGCAAUCCUAGCUGGUGAAUGGGCACCCAUUACCGAUAUCAACGCCCCCUUUAUCCAGGAGCUCGGUGGGUGGGCGGUGGCAGAGCACGUCAAGGAAGCCAACGACGGGCUCAAGUUCAGCAAGGUUGUGAGCGGCGAUCAACAGGUUGUGUCUGGAAUGAAGUACCGGCUCGUCAUCGACGCAUUGAGCCGGGAUGGUAGAGGCACCAGCUUCAAGGCUCUUGUGUACGACCAGGAGUGGAGCAAAACACGCAGGCUCCUCUCCUUCGACCCUGCCAACUGAUCGAUCAGCGAGGACAGGCAGGAAUAUUUCAUUUUAAGUUAUUCGAUCGCCUCCUUCCGAUGUAAUAAGAAGCAAUAACGCCACCAAUCUUUCAAC
Messenger RNA from Panicum virgatum (switchgrass), 441 nucleotides. RefSeq names its product cysteine proteinase inhibitor 8-like. Lineage: Eukaryota; Viridiplantae; Streptophyta; Magnoliopsida; Poales; Poaceae. Bases 1 to 345 code for a protein of 114 amino acids. Gene Ontology annotation, molecular function: cysteine-type endopeptidase inhibitor activity. The record is from RefSeq and is a predicted model, not a curated record. The transcript has a single exon.